GCGGUGCUGCAUCAGCCCGGCACACGCAGGACGAAGCAAUACCAACAGCCUCGGCUUAGAGGUCUAUUGUUCCCUGUUUCCCCCUCGCUGGCCUAGUCACCACAUAGAGAGAGAAAGAGGGGAGGAGAGGAGAACCAUUCAUUCGCCCAGGAUUACUUCUUCUUAGAGGAGGGACGGAGCAGGGAGCAGAGUACACUUCUCCUCCACUGUGUCUGAGCGCUCCCUCAGUGUGUCUCCGUGUGUGUUGCCUUCUCCACUCUUUUUCCAUUCGUUUUUCUUUCGUUGUGUGGAUACUAUCACCGUGGUCCCACUGCGAAGGCCAUGGGGUUGCCCGGCGGAGUGAAGGGGACACUGGGUGUGUGGAGAGGGUCACUCCCCUCUCUCUGGGGGCUGGCGCUGGUCCUCUUCUGGAUCUCUGGAGCCACAGAGGCACAAACUGCAGCAGACGCCAAACCAACUGUCUACGUCUGGCAAACAGGUCCAUGGGGCCGGUGUAUGGGCAGCGAGUGUGGCCCAGGGGGCAGCCAGAGCCGGGCAGUGUGGUGCGCCCACUCUGAAGGCUGGACUACCCUUCACACCAACUGUGACCAGGCCGAGCGCCCAGAGAACCAGCAGAGCUGCUUCCACGUUUGUGACUGGCACAAGGACCUGUAUGACUGGCAGCUGGGUGCCUGGAAUCAGUGCGUGCCCGUGUCCAUGCGUAGCACCGGGGUGAUCCAGCGGCCAGCCGUGUGUCUCCACGGCGAGGAGGGCAUCCAGACACGCGAGGUGGGCUGCGUCCAGAAAGCGGAUGGCGUGCCAGCGGAGGAUGUGGCGAUUUGUGAAUACUUUGAGCCCAAGCCCAGGCUGGAGCAGGCCUGUCUGAUCCCGUGCCCACAGGACUGCGUGGUCUCCCAGUUCACCCCAUGGACUUCCUGUUCAAAAAUGUGUGGCACGGGUCUUCAGAAUCGUGUCCGUUUUGUCCUGGCGCCGCCCAUGUUCGGGGGUUCGGCCUGCCCUAACUUGACAGAGUUCCAGAUUUGUCAGCCAGGUCCCUGUGUGGGCCCAGAGAGCCUGUAUAGUCUAAGGGUGGGAUCCUGGGGUCCCUGCUCUGUACCCCUCCCUCGCACGGCCAGGCAGGCUCCAACUCUUAAUCAAGGUAAAGAUGUGGCUGUCCCUCGCCGGCUACGCAAAGGCAGAGAGGGUAAAGAGGGUAAGGAGGCCAAAGAGGGCAGCGAGGUGCCCACCCCACGCCAGCCUCGUCUGAGUAAAGAAGAAAGGAUGAAAAGAAAGGAGGAAAGAAAGGAGGGAAGAAAAGGCAGACAGGCAGCCAAAGAAGGGCGCAGGAAAAACAAGGAAACAGUCAAGGAGCGGGUGAGAGAGCGGGUGAGAGAGCGGGUGAGGGGGAGGGGGAGGGUGAAAGACCCAGAGACCAAGGAGCUGAUCAAAAAUAAGAGGAACAGGAACAGACAGAACCGACAGGGAGGGAAGUUCUGGGACCUGCAGGUUGGAUACCAGACCCGGGAGGUGACCUGUGUUCACAGGAGCGGCAACGCUGAUGCACUCAGCCUGUGUUCUCAGGAGUCCCUACCAGUGACCUACCAGGCCUGCGUCCUGACCAAGGACUGUGAGGUGAGCGACUGGACCGAUUGGUCGCCCUGCUCCAAGGACUGCUAUGAGCUCAACGGGCCCACGGGCGAACACACACGCACACGCCGGGUACACCUGCUCCCCGUGGGAGGAGGGGCGGAGUGCCCCGAACUGGAGGAGAAGGAACCAUGUACCCCUCAGGGAGAAGGGGUACCCCCCUGCAUCGUGUACAACUGGAAGACAACAGAAUGGACUGAGUGCAGGGUGGACAUGUUGCUAAGCCAACAGGACCGUCGUCGUGGUAACCUAACGGGGCUGUGUGGAGGCGGAGUCCAGAACCGUGAGGUGUACUGUGUCCAGGCAACCAGCGUCGACCCCGCUUCCAGCGCUCUCAAGAGCAAAGAAGCCUCCAGGCCCGUUGAUGAUGACCUGUGCCUCAGCCCGCCCCCCAACACCACCCAGCUGUGCCACAUCCCCUGUCCCGUGGAGUGUGACCUGUCCUCCUGGAGUGCCUGGGGACCCUGCACCUUCGAGAACUGCCUGGACACAGCUGCCAAGAAAGGGUUCAAACUGAGGAAGAGGAGAGUCAUCAAUGAGCCGACAGGAGGAACAGGAAGCUGCCCUCACCUGGUGGAGGCCAUACCAUGUGACGAACCCAGUUGCUAUGAUUGGUUGCUUGUGAAGCUGGAGGAGUGUAUCCCAGACAACGAGAGAGAGUGCGGACCGGGCACCCAGAUACCACAAGUGCAGUGUGUCAACAGUGAUGGUGAGUAUGUGGACCGCCAACUGUGCCGUGAUGCCAUCCUACCCAUGCCUGUCAUCUGUGAGGUGCCUUGCCCCAAGGACUGUGUCCUCAGUCCCUGGGCCUCCUGGUCCCUGUGCUCACACACCUGCUCCGGGAAGAACACAGAGGGAAAGCAGAUGAGAGCCCGCUCAGUACUGGCCUACAGUGCUGGGGAAGGCGGGGUCCAGUGCCCCAACAGCAUUGCUCUCCAGGAGGUGCGGAGCUGCAAUGACCACCCUUGUACUGUGUACCACUGGCAGACAGGGCCCUGGGGACAGUGUAUCGAGGACACGUCGGUCCCCCCUGCCAACUCCACAGCGGCCGGGGUCGGGGUCAGGGGAGGGGACUCCUCCUGCUCUGUGGGGAUGCAGACGCGGAAGGUCAUCUGUGUCCGGGUCAAUGUAGGGCAGGUGCCUCCCAAAAAGUGUCCGGAGAGUAUUCGUCCUGAGACGGUCAGGCCCUGCCUCCUGCCAUGUAAAAGAGACUGCAGCGUCACCCCCUACAGCGACUGGAGCGCCUGCCCUGCCACAUGUAAAGAAGGUGGCAACACGAAAAGGAAACAGAACAGGAAACGCAUCAUCAUCCAGCUGCCAGCCAACGGGGGACAGGACUGCCCGGAGGUGUUGACUCAGGAGAGAGACUGUGAGGCGCCUUCUGUCUGUUUGGGAUACAGGUGGAAGACACACAAGUGGAGGCGAUGCCAGUUGGUUCCCUGGUCCGUUCGUCAGGACAGUCCUGGAGCUGUGGAGACCUGUGGGCCUGGACUGCAGGCUAGAGCUGUCUCAUGCUGGAAGCAGGACGGGGGUCCAGCGGACAUGGGAGCAUGUCUGAAGUUUGCCAGCUCCAUGCCCUCUCUAACCCAGCCCUGCCAGCUCCCAUGCCAGGACGACUGCCAGCUAACCACCUGGUCCAAGUUCUCUUCCUGUACACAGGACUGUGUGGGCGUCAAGACCCGCAAGAGGAUGCUAGUGGGGAAGAGCAAAAAGCGAGACCAGUGUAAGAACAACCAGGUGUACCCACUCAGUGAGAUCCAGUACUGCCCCUGUAACAAGUACAACGCCCAGCCCGUGGGGAACUGGUCGGACUGCAUCCUGCCUGAGGGUGGCCGUGUGGAGGGCCAGCCGGGCAUGAAGAUCCAGGGGGACAUCAAGGAGUGUGGCCAGGGCUACCGCUACCAGGCCAUGGUGUGUUACGACCAGGACAACAGACUGGUGGAGACGUCACGGUGCAACAGCCACGGAUAUAUUGAGGAGGCUUGCAUCAUCCCCUGUCCGUCUGACUGUAAACUCAGUGAGUGGUCCAACUGGUCACGAUGCAGCAAGUCUUGCGGCAGCGGGGUCAAAGUGCGUUCCAAGUGGCUGAGGGAGAAGCCUUACAAUGGUGGUAGACCUUGCCCCAAACUCGACCACGUCAACCAGGCUCAGGUGUAUGAGGUGGUGCCGUGUCUCAGUGACUGUGGUCAGUAUGUGUGGGUGGCUGAACCCUGGAGUGUCUGGAAGGUCAGCAACGUGGACCUGAAGGAGAACUGUGGAGAAGGAGUGCAGACCAGAAAGGUCAGGUGUAUGCAGAACACUAUGGAUGGGCCGUCAGACUCUGUGGAGGACUACCUGUGUGACCCAGAGGAGAUGCCACUUGGGGCCAGAGAUAGCCAGCUGCCCUGCCCUGAGGACUGUGUUCUGUCUGACUGGGGGGUCUGGAGCCGCUGCUCACUGCCAUGCAACAAAAUCAGCACUCGAGAGAGGACGGCAUGCCUCAUCCGUCAACCUGGAGAGGGGAAGCUGUGCCCCAACACCACGGAGACCGAGCCCUGCAGCCUCAACAGCAACUGCUAUCACUACUCCUAUAACAUCACCGAUUGGAGCACAUGUCAGCUGAGUGAGAGAGCUGUGUGUGGUAGUGGCAUAAAGACACGCAUGCUGGACUGUGUACGAAGUGACGGCAAGUCUGUCGACCUCAAGUUCUGUGAAGAGCUGGGUCUGGAUAGGAAGUGGCAGAUGAACGCUUCCUGUGUGGUGGAGUGUCCCGUCAACUGCCAGCUAUCUGAUUGGUCACCUUGGUCCGAGUGCACACAAACCUGUGGACUAGCAGGGAAGCUGUGGCGCAGGAGAACGAUGCUCCAGGUGCCCCAGGGUGAUGGGCGAACCUGCCCCCGUCAGAGGGAACAGUGGAAGCCUUGCCCUGUCAGACCCUGCUACCAAUGGAGAUACAGCCCCUGGUCAGAGUGCAAGUCUGAGGGUGCGAGGUGCGGAGAAGGGCUGCGGUUCCGUAACGUGUCUUGCUUUGUGUCGGACGGGUCUGGCCAGGAAGAGGGCAGCCUGGUGGAUGAUGAGAUGUGUGGAAACCUGGAGCCCUCGGUAGACGGAGACAAACGGGUCACCCUGGAAGAACCCUGCACCUCACCCUGUCCAGGUGACUGCUACCUGACUGACUGGACAGUGUGGAGCCCGUGUCAGCUGAGCUGUGUCAGUGGAGAUGACCUGGGUUUCGGCUCAGUGCAGGUCAGAUCCAGAGCCGUGUUGGCCCAGGAGCCAGAGAACCUACUGCAGUGUCCAGAACAGGAGUGGGAAGCCCGGCCCUGCACUGAGGGCCAGUGUUAUGAGUACAAGUGGAUGACAGGAGCGUGGAGAAGCUCCUCUCGACUGGUCUGGUGUCAGAGAUCUGAUGGAUUAAAUGUCACAGGUGGCUGCCCUAUGACGGCCCAACCCGUGGCAGACCGAUCAUGUGACCCAGCCUGCAACAAACCACGCUCCUUCUGCACAGAGGCGGGUGUGUGUGGCUGUGAGGAGCGCUACACGGAGGUGAUGACUUCAGACGGCCUGCUGGACCAGUGUACGGUGAUCCCUGUGUUAGAGAUCCCCACGGCAGGGGACAACAGGGCUGACGUGAAGACCAUCAGGGCGGUCAGCCCCACACAGCCCUCCAACAGCCUGCCUGGCCGAGCUGGACGCACCUGGUUCCUACAGCCCUUCGGACCAGAUGGUAAACUGAAGACAUGGGUCUACGGUGUUGCAGCCGGAGCUUUUGUUCUCCUCAUAUUUAUAGUCUCCAUGACCUUCCUAGCCUGUAAAAAGCCAAAGAAACCCCAGAGAAGACAGAUGUAUAACAACCGGCUCAAGCCCCUGACCCUGGCCUACGACGGAGACGCUGACAUGUGAACCUCCUCCUAAUCUACUUGGUGACAGAAUCAUUUUACACUGACGUUGUGGAGACUGUCAUCGUGGGAACAGUCAGACAGGUUGUCAAGGAGACCCAUCUUUGACCUUUCUCCUCAGGCUACCAGUGGGCGUGGCUUAAAACCUCUGGAGCUCUAGGAAGACUUGGGUUAUGUCACGGAUUUAUCAACAACAACAACAAAACAAAAAAGAAAUGGAGUCAUGUUCGUUCAUUAGUAGCCUAGAAUUUUCCUUCCUCAAUAUUUUUUAUUUCCUACAUUUUUGUAUACUUUGUUUCACAAGAGCCUUCACAAACUCUAUCUUCUUCUUCUUAAGGAAGUCUGCCUUUGCUUAUCUGCCAUUUACUACUUUUUUCUGUCAAAUAAAAACAUCUUUCAAGACGAAGGUUGUUGGAGAGGGCCCUGAAGAAACAGAGUCCUGCCUUCUUGGCUACAGCUGCUCUGUUGGAAAUUAGAUGAGAAACACGCAAUGCUUUUUCAAAUUAUUCCUGGAGAAAAUUGCUGCCUCUCUAUUUUUCUUCUGGACUGGAUCAUUUUCCCUAAAAAACAAAACAAAGUGAAAAUGUCCUAAUCUUACAGAAAUACUGUCAACCUUUGUAGGAAAUCUCUGCCUGCCUCUCCCUUUCUCUUCCGUUUCAGGCUCAAUAUUGCACUAUAUUAGUGCAGCAUGAUAUGUUCUUAUGUCUGGGAAGCUGCCUCCCUCAAUACAAGAUGACGUACAGUCUUGUGCUAGAAAUGUAAAAAAAAAAAAAAGUAGACCUUUUUUGAAAAACAAAUGUUGCUUCUUUUACCUCUUGUAUGUGAUAUGAUAAUAGGGCGGACGAUGCCAUGUAAAUAUAACUGAUUUACCUUUGUAGUAUGUACAGCUGCAUUUUACCGACACGGGUUCAAAUGGUUUCUGUUUUCAACUGCGCUUGAUUGCUCUUGCCUGGCACAAUGGAACCAUUGGAAUUGUCCCAAAAGUGCAAACCCUACCCAUCUGCCACUCCAGGCCAGGCUCAAUUAAAUGCAGAAAGUAUUAUAAAGAAUACCAAUACUAUUUGAACCCAGGUCUGAACAUGUCUCAUUCUCUGCCUGCCUGACCUUAUGUUUGUCUCCUGUUGAUUUCUCUGACUUGCUUUGAUGGCUUAUUAUGGUUAGUCGUUGUUUUUCCAUUUCCUUUAGUAACUUUAUUCAACAUCUCAAAGACCAGAAUUCCAUCAAACGUGCACUGCAGGGAAUCCCGAUUCCACAUGGCAGAAAAAUCACAUGGCUCUCGUACUGAGAAAAAAAAGCUAAUUCAAAGAACUGUUUCAGGUUUGUUGAGAGAAAUACAGCAACAAUUCUAGUUGAUGAUGUUAUUGAAAGGGUUUAUUUUCACAGAAAAAAAACAAUGUGAUUUCUAUCCCCUUUGCGAGUUUAAUAGAAUCUGGUCUUUGUUGUUAAGACAGAAGGGUGUGACUGGGUUCACAAAUUCUUCUUUACCUUCUGAUCCACCAGAAGAGAGUGGCUUCUCUUUACAUCUUGGUCUCAUAUCUACUGCUGUGUAACAUCCUCAAUCCUAACUAGAACAGCCUACUUGUAACCAAACUGCUUAGGCGCAUUGCUAUAUACAUAUCAUACGAUCUCUCAAUACUGCUCCUAUUCAGUGUGGCUGUUGCUUUGGUCGAGGCAUGAGUGUGACUACAAUGUCUACAAUAAUCACUCACACACAUUUAUGCUUCAGUCUUUCUCCCUGCCUUGGUGCUAUUCUAUAAUGUGUUCUGUAUUGCAAAAGCUAGCUAGAACGCAACCUAGGUAGCCACAAUAACACUCCGAGUAAUUCAAAGGAACAGAUGCAGCAAGGCCUUAGAUGUCGUUCAAAAGUGUUUCAUGCUAAUGCUGCAAUGACAUAUCUGAAGAGUCAGAGUCCUCUGCCUGAAAACAGGUUAUAUGCAUAAUACUGGCUAUGGCAAACUGGCAGUUGAUAGUGCAGACUAUUUAUUUAAUGUUGUAGAUGGACAAACCUCAUGUAAAGUAAAUGAAUCAGUCACAGCCAUACUAUUCUCCAGGGGAUUGAAUUGCGGUGGUAGAUACAGACGGACAUUUGUUUGUUGACAGGUGGUCAAAGGUAUUUUUACUUUUUAUCAAUUAACUUUCUUAAAUUAUGAUUUGUAAAAAAUGGGUGCAUUAUGUUUUUAUUUAAUUAUUUAUGCAUUAUAUAUAAAUAUGUUCCUUUUUUACUGCGCAAAGUAAAGUAAAAAAAAUGGUGUGUGUGUGUGUGUGUGCAUCUGUGUGCACGUGUUUAACUAUACAUGUGGGGACCAGAAAUUCCCACAAGAAUAGUAAACAAACAAACAUUUGACCAACAAGGGAAAUGUUGUUAGUCCCAGUGAGGUCAAAUGCUGUUUUUAGGGGGUUUAGGGUUAAGUUUAGAAUUAGUGUUAGGGUUAGAAUUACGUUAAGGGUUAGGAGCUAUUGUUUGUUUUACA
Oncorhynchus tshawytscha (Chinook salmon) is the source of this 7975-nucleotide messenger RNA. Its product is annotated as thrombospondin type-1 domain-containing protein 7A-like. Gene Ontology annotation, biological process: actin cytoskeleton organization. The record is from RefSeq and is a predicted model, not a curated record. The transcript has 28 exons. Gene Ontology annotation, cellular component: plasma membrane. NCBI's taxonomy places the organism in Eukaryota, Metazoa, Chordata, Actinopteri, Salmoniformes, Salmonidae. The coding region runs from base 322 to 5508 and encodes 1728 amino acids.